CAUACGGUGUUAUUUAACAACUGUGCCGGCUAUCGAAUUCAGCAAUGUUUUCAAUUCUAACUCGAGGUUUACGUUCCACACUUCCAAGACAAUCAAGCUGUACGAAUGCGGCCCUUUUUCACUGUUCAACCGUUCACAAUGCCGAAGAUGUGGCUAGUCUGCAAAAGGCUAAGAUUAGUAAAGCAAUGAAAGCCUACUUGGAGCGGGCUAAAGAACAUGAAAGCUGUAUGGAAACGGCCCGAAUAGAGUACAAGCUUGGCAAACGGCAUUUAGCCAACAUGAUGGGAGCGGAUGUGGAAAACUUCACCCAGAAAGAUAUCAACCAGGCAGUGCAAUAUCUAUUCCCUUCCGGUCUGUAUGAUCCAGCUGCACGACCCACGAUGAAGCCUCCAGAAGAAUUUAUUCCCAAAACCAAGGGUGCUGAAUUCGAUGAAACGGGUCGACCUUUUCACACUUUGUUCUAUACGGGACGUCCAAAUUUCUUUCAGCUUCUCUUUGACAUUGUUGAAAAUAUUAACAAACUGAACGCUUUGGAAGAUGCAACACGGCUCAAGGGUAAAGCUUUGGAUUCUGCGGGAAGCAUACUAGACACGACGGGCUCGGAAUGGUUGCCUAAAGAAUUGUUGGAAAAGAAAAUUGUUGAGACCAUAUCGGACAUUGAGUAUGACAACUUUGUCAGUGCAAUGAACCGUCUUGUGAGUCAUCCAUUGUCUGACCGGGUAAAAGGGUUUGUAUAUGAGUAUAGAAAACCCUUAAUUUCCAAGCUAGAAAACGAUACAGUUCCCACGCCGCAACACGAUGCUGAUGGGCGACAGUAUGUGACGAUAUACGAGUGUCUACGUAAAACUGCCCGUGGAGAUGUGACUGUGAAGUUUCCUGGAACCGGGAAAAUAGAGGUGAAUGGUCAAGAUUUGCGCAACGUAGGGAAUAUACAGCAACGCGAACAGGUUCUUUUCCCGCUGCUGUUUACCAACAUGAAUGGAAAAGUGGAUGUUUCGGCAAAUGUUUCUGGUGGGGGACCUUCAUCACAGGCAGGCGCUGUACGGUGGGGCAUCGCAAUGGCGUUACGCAGUUUUGUAGAUGCAGAACAAAUUGCUGGUAUGCGAGUUGCUGGUCUGUUGACUCGCGACUAUCGUCGGCGAGAACGUAAGAAGCCGGGACAAGCAGGUGCUCGCAGGAAAUACACGUGGAAGAAACGCUAAAG
Molecule: messenger RNA, 1204 nt
Organism: Anopheles maculipalpis
Lineage: Eukaryota; Metazoa; Arthropoda; Insecta; Diptera; Culicidae
Gene: mRpS9
Product: 28S ribosomal protein S9, mitochondrial
Exons: 7
Coding region: 45-1202 (385 amino acids)
Biological process (GO): translation
Cellular component (GO): ribosome; mitochondrial small ribosomal subunit
Molecular function (GO): structural constituent of ribosome; RNA binding
Source: RefSeq, a predicted model, not a curated record